UGCCGUGCGACUGUCGAGAAACGCACUGGCGGUGUCGACGGACGCGCGACAGUUUCCCAGUUUCAGCCUCGCGCCAAGCUGCUUUUACUUACGGGGUUAUCCCCCCUCGUUUCCCAUCCGAAGGGGGCUCGCGAAAGGAAACUCGGUCGGUUCGCCUCGUCGCCGGACGGUUUUCCGCAGUGGAACGAGAGGAAAAAAAAAACAGAGGGAAAAAUAAUUUCGCUCGACGGAGAACCAUCUUCGGUUAAGGAACGAAGAGGAGGAAGAGGAGCAGAAGGAGGAGGAGGCGAGGAGAGGAGGAGGGGGUUCCGGAGAAUCCCGAUUUAAAUCUCCGACCGCAGAAAGCCAUUAAUACCGUCAGGUGCACGCGGGUCCACGUAUAUACGUACGGCGCGGCGUAUCGCAUAACACACACACACACCAUUCACAUCGCCCCCCGCGUGCGGGAAUGGAGUUUCACCCCCGUGCGCGCAGUUGAGCGAUGAUCGCGCGCGAAUCGGCCGCGAGGAGCGCGUCGCCGUGUCUUCUUUCGCCUGAUGCAUCGUCGGGCCGCGUCUGCAGCGUCAACGCUCGCGUAAGGCUGCCGCCGGUCGUGUCACCGGCGUGUACCCGCUCGCGAACGACGGACAACAGUCGCGGACGGUAGCGACCGACGAGGGAAAAGAAAAAGAGCGGGUGAACUCGACGUGAGUGAGAGAAAUGAUGCGGCGUGCGCGCCCGUGCCCGCCCCCGCCGUCACCGUCGCCGUCGCCGUCGCGACAUUUUCGCGGUGAACGUCAUUCGGAUGUGCGCGCGUGUGGUGUCGCAGGCCUGUGAGGAGGAAAUGAAGGUGGAGGAGGCUGCGUGAUAAAAAAAAAAGAGAGAAAAUACGUGAUCAAUUAUUGACAGGUGCGUUUGUUGCUCCGAUUUUGAUCAACGUGUGGUUCUUUUCCGGAGUACAGGCGUUUCUCGUGCGAACGGUCAAGAGUGCCGGCGAGAAGAAAAACACAAGGUGAAAAUUAUUAUCUCCGCGCGCGCGUGUGAAGUUACUCCGUGAACUCCGCCUCUCUCUCCGGGGUAUAGCCAUGGAUAGAAAGCCGAGGAUCAUCAGCCGCCGCACGCGGAUCGCGAUAAUGAACCUAUUGCUGCUCUGCACCGACCUUGUCAGAGCGCGCGUCGACGAGACGCAGAUGGACACGCACGAGGGCUCGACGGUGCAGCUGCAGUGCCGAUUCCCGCCCCCACGGGAGAACGUCACAUGCUUCUGGCUGACCCACACGAACAACAAUCUCGACAACGCGGCGAUCGAGAACCGCUCGCUGUCGCCGAACUACAAGGUGUUCAUGAACCUGCAGGAGGGCCGUUACGAUCUGCAGAUCAGGAACGUGUCCUACGAGCGUGACAACGGCAAGUACGAGUGCAGAGUGAAAGUCAGCAGCACCGGUACCGAUCUCCACAGGAAGUAUAUCACUCUGACGGUGCUGAGGGCACCGGGUCCGCCGACGAUAUCGCCGGCCUCCACCGCGGCCACGGAGGGCCAGAGGCUGGAAUUGCAGUGCAACACCUACGGCGGCAGUCCCGAGCCCGAGGUGAAGUGGUACCGUGGCAACAACACCACGCUCCUGCACACUGGCAGGACCCUGGAAAUCAUGCCCACGCGGGAGGACGACCGGGCGAUCUUCCGGUGCGUCGUGAGAAACCGAGCGAUGCGCGAAGGCGAAACUCUGGACGCUUCAGUGACGCUCGACGUCAACUACUUCCCACGCGUGAGCGUCGGUCCGGAGAACCCGCUCAAGGUCGAGGUGAACGGCACCGCGACCCUCAAGUGUCAUGUGGACUCGAAGCCGCGGGUCGGCAUGGUACGCUGGUGGCGCGACGGCAGCUUCAUCGCCACCAACUUCGAGCACGUCAUACCUAAGGUGACGCUGCAGGACGUCGGCAAGUACACCUGCCACGCGGACAACGGGUUGCAGCCUACCAGCGGUAUGGAUAAGCGCGGCGGCGAGGCCUACCUGAUCCUGGACGUGCUCUAUCCGCCCACGGUGUCGAUCGAGGGCGACGCCGUUCGAGUGGCCGACGUGGAGGACAGCGUGACCGUUCACUGUAACGUGUCCGCCAACCCGUUGCCGACCGUGAUCGAGUGGCUGCGAGACGGCCGACCGGAGUUCAGACAGGGUGGUUCGAUUCUGCGACUCACCCGUGUCACCGCGGAGCACGCCGGCAACUACACGUGUCGCGCGGUGAACACGAUUCACCCUACCGGCGGCGAGCGCAGGAAUCAUUCGGCCUUCGCCAGCGUGACGAUCCGGGUGCGGCACAAGCCCGGCCCGGCCAGAGUGACCCCGGACUCGCCGGUCGCCGUCGAGGGUUCGCGGGUGAUCCUCACGUGCAUGGCCAGUCCGGCCGGUUACCCCGAGCCGCAGUACAAGUGGUGGAAGGAGGGCGAGAGUGGCAUGAUCCCGAUGCCCGCACCGUCCGGCCCGAAGUACGAGAUCGACUCGGUACACCUCGGUAGCGAGGGCACCUACAAGUGCCACGCUAUCAACGAGAUCGGUAUCGGCGAGGCCGCGUCGGUGAACCUCACUGUUCACCAGCCGCCCAAGAUUCUCACCAAGCUGCAGCCCCACGUCACGAGGAAAGUCGGCGAGUCGUCGUUCCAAGUAUCCUGCGUAGCGCAGGGUAAACCGCGGCCUAGCGUGCGCUGGCUGAAGGACGAUCAAGAAUUAACGGCCGACGAGAGGCUCUACAAAGUAAUUACGACGGCGUCGGAGGGCCACGGUAGCGUAAUAACCGUAAAUUCCACCCUGAGUUUUCUGGGUCACGCUCGUCCGCAGACCGACGAAAUCGUGGCGGGCGAUCGCGGCAAGUACACCUGCGUCUUCGUGAAUGAGGUGAAGAAAGUCGAGUCCACGAUGAUGCUCAAGGUGGAGCACGAGCCCAUAGUUCUCCAUCAGCACGGUAAAGUGGCUUACAAUCUCCGGGAGACCGCCGAGGUGGCCUGCAAGGUACAAGCGUGGCCAAAGCCCGAGUUUCAGUGGAGCUUCGGUACCAACGUCGCGACCCUUCAGGGCUCCUCCAGCGACGGUCAUUACGAGAUCACCACCACGAGCGACAACUACGACGCGUACACGUCCGUUCUUAGAAUGACCAACAUCCGCGAGUCCGAUUACGGCGAUUAUACCUGCCGCGCCGCCAACGCUCAAGGUAGCGUCAUGUCCACCAUCAGGUUGCAGCCUAAGGGAGCGCCGGAGAGACCGACCAAUAUUACUGCCAUGGAGAUCGGGCCCACGUACGUCGCCCUUUUGUGGCAGCUGGGCUUUGACGGUGGCCUGCCCAUCACGAAAUACUUCGUUUCGUACAGAAGAGUGGCCGGUGGUGACGAGAUAGUCGCGCCGGACUGCGCCCCUCCUCGAGGACCAGCCGGUCAAUGGCUCGAGCUCGAUUGUCGACGAUCGAACCCGUGUAACGUGACCAAUCUGGAGCAACAUCAGACCUAUACCUUCAAGGUUAAGGUCUACAAUACCAAGAACCAUUCCGAUUAUUCCGACGAGGUGUCCGCCACCACGGCAGUGGCCAAGAUACCCACGCCGCUUAGAGUUAGCUUCGAUCCGGAAAGUAGCACGCUCGCUAUUAAUGUGGGUGCUACAUGCUUGGCACUGGUGGCGUCUAUCGAGAAGUUCGACGGAGGUUCGGAUAGUUCAUGGCGAAUCGUCGACGAGUGGCCCCUCGAAGUUCUCGGAAGUGCACCUACUCAAAGAGAGGGAGUAUUGGACGAUCCCGAAGCAGCCGACUCGGAACCCCGACUGAGAGUUAGGUUGUGCCUCAAAGCAGACCGGCAGAAAUGCGGUGAAUACGCGGAAGCCGAAAUUGGACCAUCGUACAUCGCACAAGCCGGCUCUCUCGGAACGCCGACUUUAAUCGCCCUGAUAGUAAGCGGAGCAGUUUUUCUACUUUUCGCGGCCUUGCUGCUGUUGUUUUGCCGAUGCCGGCGGAAACACGCGACGAAGGCGAAAGAUUACGAAAUGGACUCGAACGCCGUCCGGCCGAGCCUUGUGGCAGGUAACGGCCAGCAAACCCAACCACCCCCACCGUAUUAUGCCGAGAACAAAGCGCUGGAGCACAGCCUGGAUCACGCCUUGGCUUUGGAAGAUUCAAAGACGCCCGCUUAUUCGCAAUCUGGAUACGGUUACCAUCAACCUAAUCAUAAUAUCAACGGCGUGAAUAUGGGUUACAUGGACAACAGUUACUCGAAUUCCAACAACGGCGGUUCCGUCAAUUCGCAGGAUUCCAUAUGGCAGAUGAAAUCCGCCGCGGCGAACGGUGUUAACCAGCCGUACGACCUCGCCGGCUACGGUACCACGGAGUCUGAUUACCCUACUCACCCUCAUUAUCUCCCGCAGAGAGAGGAUUACAGGGAAAGCCAUAAUCUGAGCCGGCAGCAGUUCUGCACGGAGCCCUUCGCCACCGUCGUCAAGUCUCAGAAACACGUCGAUUCGCCUUACGACGUGUCGGGUUUGCCGUACCAGGAGAAUUACGACGAGGACACGAAGCCGCCGCAGCAGGCCAGCCUCUCGUACGACGAGAGCCUCGAGUCCGGCUAUUCCACGCCGAAUAGGCGUAGGAUCAUCCGGGAGAUAAUCGUUUGAGACCUGCCUACCGGC
This is a messenger RNA of Temnothorax curvispinosus, 4640 nucleotides long. RefSeq names its product hemicentin-1 (gene ed). Gene Ontology annotation, cellular component: cell-cell junction. The record is from RefSeq and is a predicted model, not a curated record. NCBI's taxonomy places the organism in Eukaryota, Metazoa, Arthropoda, Insecta, Hymenoptera, Formicidae. Gene Ontology annotation, biological process: cell-cell adhesion. The transcript has 7 exons. The coding region runs from base 1065 to 4625 and encodes 1186 amino acids. Gene Ontology annotation, molecular function: cell adhesion molecule binding.